This is a messenger RNA of Spirodela intermedia, 1954 nucleotides long. Lineage: Eukaryota; Viridiplantae; Streptophyta; Magnoliopsida; Alismatales; Araceae. The record is from the annotation of a GenBank genome assembly.
AUGGCUCUAGGCAGGCGCGGAAGCGUGUUGGUGGGCCUCAUGGUGACGCUGUGCGCUCUUGCCGCCUCUCCGGUGUUUUCAUCUCCCGAAGAGAAGUUCGUGAGGAAGACCGUGUCGUCUCACGAGAUCGUGAUCUUCUCCAAGUCCUACUGCCCGUAUGAUCUCCUCUUCCAUCUGUUUCCCUCCUGAGAACUUGUCAUUUCGUAAGGCCGGGGGUUCCGUGAUCGCUCCCCGUCACAAGUCCGUUGCCGGCAUGAAUUUGGGGGAAAUGUCUGGGUCUCGUGGUGGCCUAUCGUGAUGAUAACGAAAAUCUGUGCAAGCCAGAUCCCAUCUCUAGGGAUCUAUGGUGCUAUUGGGCAUUGUCGAAGGGGAGCAAGAUCCCAAGCGUUCAUCUCCUCUUUCAUUGCUUGGAACGUGAUUUAGCAUCCGUUGUGGAGUUUGUGGGUGGAAAACCUUAUGAGCCGCUUCUUAGAGGAGCGAGGGUGGAGCACAGUUCUUUCCUGAUUCGAAUUCCUCGUGUUCUUCAUCAUUCGUUAGAUAGUUCUUCAUCAUUUGUGAAGAUGGUAAGCAUGCAUAUGAUAUUCAUCGUUUGGUCCCUAUUUUCUCCUCUUAGUUCAUAUUUUCUUUGAUUCAUCCUCGUUGAUUAUGAAUUUAGGAACGAUUUUUUUUUUCUUGUAAAUGCUCAGAUACUGCAGAAGGGCGAAGGCUGUUUUCAAGGAGCUGAGCAAGGUUCCCUAUGUUGUCGAGCUGGACCAGAGAGGUUCGCUUCUGACGUUCCUCAUACAGUGCGAUUCUUUUCUGCUCUUAUUUUCUCAUUCCACUGGCCAUAUAUGACAAACAGUGAUUAAGGCCCACCAUGUAAUUGCUCUCCAACAAUGGGUAAGCAGCAUAGAGAACAGUUGUUGAAAACAAAUAGAAUGUGAGGAUUAAUCUGAGCUUGAAAAAAAAUUCCAUUCAGCUAGAAAUAAUAUAGUUUAAUCGAUAAUAGGAUUUUUAUAUUAUUCAUAGAUCAAGCACAUUGGAAUGAGCUGUUGAAUUAAUGGCUUUUUUCAGCAUAUGGUCGGUCUUUGAUCACCGCCAUUUACAUAUAUAUAUAUGCAAGCAUAUACAUAUAUAUAUAUAUAUAUAUGCAUGCUUGUUUGCUUAAUUAGGUUAUUUAUAUUUGCUGAUUUAUCUGUUCAUCUGGGAACUCGGUCAGAUCAUCUGACGACUCCGCCAUAUCUCAGCAUAUGGUCUAUCUUUAUAUGCAUGUAUGCUCAUCAUAGUUUUUUCCAUGCAACUGCUUAUUUAGGUUAUUAUUUAUUUGGCAUCCAUGUCAAAUUAAUGUCUGUUCAGCAGGGAACUUGGAGAGAUUCGCCUCCGUCUUUAAUAAAUCGAUGGGUUUCAAUCGUCACUGGCUUUUUCCAUGAAAAAAAAACCCAUUUUAGUAUUAUUUUCUCAUUCUUCGAUGAAUUUUAUCAAUAUUCUUCGAUUUAUUUUUAGUAUUAUUUUCACAUCCAAACUAUUGAAUAACUAUAAACUAAAAGGAGCGAGCAUGACGAUUACUGAGCAGCAAUCAGGGAUCCCCUUUUUUCCCCCAAAAAAGGAUUAAAAAAAAUGCCAUAUUUAUUUACUAGAACGAUGCUGAUUAUGAGGCUGAAUCGUGCUCUCAGAGGAUGGAGGGGACAUACAGCACGCCCUGAGCACAAUCGUGGGGAGAAGGACGGUCCCUCAGGUCUUCAUCAAUGGAAAGCAUCUCGGUGGCUCCGACGGUACUCCCAUCCCUCUGAUUCAAAAAAAAUAAAAAAUAAAAAUAUAUAUUUUUUUAAUUUUUUAAUUUUUUAUUUUGUAUUUCUCUUUCCUCUCUGAUUUCUGACCCAAGAAGCCUCUGCAUGACUCAGACACUGUUGAAGCUUAUGAGAAUGGCUCCCUGGCGAAGCUGCUGGGCGCGGACUCGAGAGACAGUGAUCUCUGA